This is a messenger RNA of Drosophila yakuba, 1575 nucleotides long. It is a transcript of the gene Arl8, whose product is annotated as ADP-ribosylation factor-like protein 8. The transcript has 4 exons. Gene Ontology annotation, cellular component: lysosomal membrane. Gene Ontology annotation, molecular function: GTP binding; GTPase activity. Lineage: Eukaryota; Metazoa; Arthropoda; Insecta; Diptera; Drosophilidae. The coding region runs from base 11 to 571 and encodes 186 amino acids. Gene Ontology annotation, biological process: anterograde axonal transport; protein transport. The record is from RefSeq and is a predicted model, not a curated record.
CUGCCCCAGGAUGUUGGCCCUCAUAAACAGGAUCCUCGAGUGGUUCAAGAGCAUCUUCUGGAAAGAGGAGAUGGAGCUCACGCUGGUGGGACUGCAGUUCUCCGGGAAGACGACGUUCGUCAAUGUUAUUGCAUCCGGCCAAUUCGCUGAGGACAUGAUACCCACAGUUGGAUUCAACAUGCGCAAGAUCACCAGAGGCAACGUGACUAUCAAGGUGUGGGACAUCGGAGGCCAGCCUCGAUUCCGAUCCAUGUGGGAGCGCUAUUGUCGCGGCGUUAAUGCGAUUGUCUACAUGGUGGAUGCAGCCGAUCUGGACAAAUUGGAGGCUUCGAGGAACGAGCUGCACUCACUAUUGGACAAACCGCAGCUCGCAGGCAUUCCAGUGCUCGUGCUGGGCAACAAACGAGAUCUUCCAGGAGCGCUCGAUGAAACCGGACUCAUCGAACGCAUGAAUCUUUCGAGCAUACAGGACCGUGAAAUCUGCUGUUAUAGUAUUUCCUGCAAGGAGAAGGACAACAUUGACAUAACGCUGCAGUGGUUAAUUCAACAUUCGAAAAGCCAAAGUCGUUAGAUAACGAACAUCCACAUACACACAACGCCCUACCCUCUACACUUACACACUUAGGCACUAUAUCUCACACAGAACAACUAUCUAUACAUAUAUACACUAAUAAUAAUUUGCAGAGUGAUGAACAAUGAGCAAAGCCAGCAGUAAGCCAACUAUUUGGGGUACAAGAUUGAAAAACAAAAUAACUAAAACACAGCGAGUAAUAACAAUGCCUUGAAAAAUCUGUUUGUACGUAUGGUAAUAAUGUCUGCAUGUAUGUUGUAUGUGAUUUCGCAGUGCAGGGUUCGGGUGCUCGACUUUCUCGAAUUUGUAGACUCACAAAGGGAAGAUGCCUAAACAAGUUUUGUGUACUUUGUAAGUUUUGUUAGUAAAUCUAUGCCGAAGCACACUCAAGAGUAUACAACCAGUUAGUAUUUCAUUCUAACUUGAUCGACCCUAUAUAAAUAUAUAAAAAUGUAUGUCGCCUCUACAAAUUUCGUUGGUCGUCUCCACGUUAGUUAGGCUUAUGUUUAGUGUUUAUUGGUGUGAUUACAUAUACAUAUUAUUUUUAUUGUUUUUGUAUUCAAUAUAUAUUUUACAUUUCGCUUAUAUGCUUCGAUGCGGAUUAUUUUUAACUGGAAUUUUUGCUUAGCGAAAACUGGAAUGCGAAAGCAGCGGAAAAGCAUAAAUUAUAAAGACGUUUUAAACUAUAAAUAUAUAUUUAAACAAUAUGAAUGUAAAUUCAAUUAAGCAAGUGCAAGCCAUAGUUAAAGAAAUUCCAUGAUUGAUUGUAAAAUACGCAAAAAAAAAUUGUUGAGAUUUGCUAGCUGCAGCCCAAAAAACCAAAUUGAGAUCCUGAAGCCUUGUCACGCAUUUCCUAUACUCAUUAAUAUUCACCUAGUUAAUUAUGAUAAUUUAUACAAAACAGCAAUGCAAAUUAUAAACUACAAUAAUCAAAUUUGAAAACUGAAAACUGAAUACGAGCAAGGCAUACAAACAACAGCGAGAAAACGAAACAUAAAUGAAAA